Molecule: messenger RNA, 2898 nt
Organism: Closterium sp. Naga37s-1
Lineage: Eukaryota; Viridiplantae; Streptophyta; Zygnematophyceae; Desmidiales; Closteriaceae
Source: the annotation of a GenBank genome assembly
AUGGUGCUUUUUCAGAACGUUGGCGGCUCGGUGACGUUUCUGCUGCAGAUCGCGCUGCUCGCGUGGGGCAUACGGCAGCUGCGCAGCGUGCUCGCGAAGCGGCGGGAAACGCGCCAGCGCAAUCAGGGCAGCAGCGCCGGCGCCUCUCCCGCCUUCGCCUCGCUCUCCCCGCUCGCCGCGCUCAUGAUGGCGGGGUGGACGGGGGAAAGCGGGGGCGCAAGCGGCGGAGCUGGCGCAGGGGGGGCGGGGAGCAGCAGCGCGGGGGCUGGCGUUUCCGCGCCAAGCCUCACCGCGGCUGGAAACGGGGCAGGCGGGGGCGCGGGUGAAAUCGGCGCAGGGAGGAUAGGCGCAGGGGGCGAGGACGGGGGAGUGGCGGAAGCGGGAGGUCUGACACCAACAGCAAGAGCAGCAGCAGUGGGGGGAGCAGAAGCAGGGGCAGUAUUGGGGGGGGACGGUGGAGGCGGGGGGGGAUGGGGGGGCAGAAACGCGGUGGUUGUGCCUCACGCGGUGAUAGAUGUGCGGGCGAGGGAUUUAUCGAAAAGCCAGCCCAUCCCGCUGCCGUCCCCACAUGUUCUCAACAUUCCAGAGAGCGAUCUGCUACAGGCGCUGCAGCUGCCAGCAGCAGCCUGGGAGCACCGCUUCCACGACACGCGGCAGCCGGACCGCCGCCACCUGCUGCUCUUCCUCUCCUCGCACGGCAACUCCGCCCAGCGCGCCGCCACAGUCGCCGCCUCCCUGGGAUACACCCGCUCCUGCGUGCUCGCGGGGGGGCUCGACGCCCUCAAGAAGUUUCUUGCUGCUUCCGCUGCUGCUGGUGCCCCUGCCCCGUCGCCUUCGGCUGGUGGUCUGGGCGGAGGGGGAGGAGGCGGGGGAGCGGGAGGAGCGGGGGGAGGAGCAGGGGGUGCUGGGUUGGCCGCAACUCCGUCGGCUCAUUCUCACUCAUCCGCCGCAGCCGCCGCCGCCGCCGCUGCUGCUGCUCUGGGCUCGUCCUCCUCGGCGUUGUCGUCUGUGCCCUCUGCAUCGGCGGCUGCAGCGCCGUUCCACUGGAUACCGUCCACAGCAGUAUCAGUCAAGAACAUAUCCCGGGAUGCAGUGGCGCUGCUGCUGGCGCGCAAGGGAGGGCAGUACCCCCACACGCUCAUCCUCCAGUCUAGGCCCGCCCCGCCCUCUGCUGCCCCUCUUCCUCCCCUUGCUUCUCCCCCUGCCUCCGACCACCCGGCCGCUGCUGUUGCCUCUUCCUCUGCCCCUGCUGCUCCCGCUGCCGGGUCUGCUGCUGCUGAUUCUGCCAGCGUUCAGGACGCUGGUGCUGGCGUGGGGGAAGGGGAGAAGCACGGGGUGCGAGAGGAGGGUGGGGAGGGGAGGGAGAAUGGAGUAGCUGAGGGGUUGGAGGCGAGGGGGUAUCCAGGGGCGGAUGAGGAAGGACGAGGGGUAGAUGGGCUAGGUGGGGUGGGAGGGGAAGGAAGCGCAGGAGGGGAAGGCGCCACAGGGGCAGGGGGGGGGCGAAAUCGGGGAGAAGAAGGAGGGGGAGUGGAUGGCAGAGGGGGAGAGGGUAGAGAGAGGGAGGGAGAGGGGGUUGAAGCAGAGGGACAUGGGAGGGGAGCAGCAGCACAGGAAGGGGGAGGAGUGGGGCGGGUGGUGUGGGAGGAGGUGGGAGGAGGCAAGCCGUGGUUCUAUUUGGUUGAUGUGAGACGGUUCGAUGAGCGUGUGCUGUAUGGUGGGAUACCCGGCUCCGUGCACAUACCAGCGGAGGUGUGGCCAGUGGCACUGUCACUGGGCGAGGAGGCAUGGAAGCAGCGCUACCAGUGGCCCAAGAUGGAACCCCACUCCCUGCUCAUCCUCCACUCCAACACGGGAACUCGAGCGUAUUGGGCAGCCCAAGUGGCACGAGAUGCAGGCUACAACAGGUGCUUUGUGAUGCGGGAGGGCACACACGGGUGGCGCCUGCACCCCUCUGUCUGCGUCUAUGACGACUAUCCCGAGGUACCUGCUCCCCUUCUUCCCCCCUUCUCUCCUGCUCUCCUGAUCCCCUCCGCACACCACCCCAGCCAACGCUCUCCCUCUCUAUCUCCCCCUCUUCCCCUCUCUCCCUCCCCCCCUCCCUCCAUCCCCCUCCAUGGCCUACCUGUGGAGCAGGGGGGAGUGCCACCGGCACCGCAGUCAUUCGCAGUGGAAGCAGUGGAUGAGGGCAUGGCAGAGCAACAGCAGCAGCACCUCAGGCUGCUCCCUCACCUUUCCCCCCUCUUGCUCUGCCUCCUUCCCUCCCUCCCCUCCUCCCUCCCUCCCUGCAUGCUCUACCUGUGGAGCAGGGGGGAGUGCCACCAGCACCGCAGUCAUUUGCAGUGGAAGCAGUGGAUGAGGGCAUGGCAGAGCAGCAGCUCAGACUGCUCGGCAUUGCACUCUGACUCCAAUGAAUGCACACCCUUCCAGCAGUCUCCCCUCCACCCCUCCACCCCUCCUCCCCCUCCGUCCCCUCCGUCCCCUCCGUCCCCUCCUCCCCUCCUCCCCUCCUCCACUCCUCCAUGUCCCAAUAACCAACACACCCAGCGCAUCACAUCAUCAUACCAGAUGUCAUUCCGAACCGAGUCACAACUCACGAGUCAAGUCACACCAUCACCUGGCUGCUUGUUUGGGCAGCGCUGGACGAUGCUUGCCCAGACUGCCCUGCUACUCCUCCCGCCUCUGCUGCCAUUACCAAAUCCCCCGACCCUUGUUGCUGCUGCAUUUGCUGCUGCUGCUGUAACUGCUGCUGCUGCUGCUGCUGCUGCUGCUGCUGUUGCUGCUGUGCAAGAAUCUGUUGCAUGGCCAUUUGUUGCAGCACCUGCUGGGGCUGGGGGCAUUGCCAAGGAAGGAGUGUGCGCACGAUGCCAUCACAUGCCGGGAGGGAGGGUAGAAAGAUGA